Molecule: messenger RNA, 396 nt
Organism: Laetiporus sulphureus 93-53
Lineage: Eukaryota; Fungi; Basidiomycota; Agaricomycetes; Polyporales; Laetiporaceae
Exons: 2
Coding region: 1-396 (131 amino acids)
Source: RefSeq, a predicted model, not a curated record
AUGAACUUACUGUUCAUAUGUGGACGUUUGUACGCGAACGAGAACACGGUCAUCUCCUUCCGUCCGAGCUACGCUUAUAAGGCCCACGAUUAUCCCAUGACACUACCUCCCUCCACCCCCGGUCUUCCAGCAGUCUUUCUACCCGUAGAGGAAUCAGUGCAUUACCCUCUGCUUGGGGAUGCAUCCGACGACGCGUGGUACGCGCUCACCAACUGGACUAACGGCUUCGUCGUCCUCGGACCGGAGGAACGGCUGUUCGCUAUAACGAUGUUCCACGAGCUACACUGUCUCCGAAUACUCAACUUGGCGUAUGGAGAUCCAAGGAGGCCAGCGAAAGUCACAUCUCGCACUGUUUGGACUAUCUGCGGCAAAUGGUGCUCUGCUCGGCUGACGUGA